Aspergillus caelatus is the source of this 339-nucleotide messenger RNA. RefSeq lists its product as uncharacterized. The transcript is spliced from 2 exons. The coding region runs from base 1 to 339 and encodes 112 amino acids. Lineage: Eukaryota; Fungi; Ascomycota; Eurotiomycetes; Eurotiales; Aspergillaceae. The record is from RefSeq and is a predicted model, not a curated record.
AUGCCCGAAGGCUAUAAGAUUGGGGAAGGAUAUCCAGCUCCGACACUUGAGGAACUUAAAGAGUUUACCCGCUGGUUUAUUGAGUCAACCAAAGGCAGACUGGCUGAUGAUGGACGACCAACCAAGAACACAAUAAAAGCACAUGCACAAGAGUUCGUCCCAGGCUUCUUCCUUGAAACUGGAAACGAGAUUUCCUCUCAAGAUGCAACUGAGCUCUAUUACCGGGAUGGCCACACAAGCGGGAUAGCCACCCCACGCAUUUUGACCACGGUGGAAAACCUCACCCACUUCAACCACCAAUCAUGCCUCCAAAAGCGCGUCAAAAUUCAAGAAAUCUAG